This is a messenger RNA of Lactuca sativa (garden lettuce), 1652 nucleotides long. RefSeq names its product putative amino acid permease 7. The record is from RefSeq and is a predicted model, not a curated record. Lineage: Eukaryota; Viridiplantae; Streptophyta; Magnoliopsida; Asterales; Asteraceae.
GCUAAUGACAACGAAAAGGGACCAAGAAUCUUGACACAUUUGCUAGACAACAGCAAAGAGCCAACGACUUACGACUCCUUAUUCAAACAAAACAAAACCUUAUAAUUACUUCAGAUCCGUUGAACAGAAUCUGACUCUCCAAUAUGGCGGUAGAACUUGAACUCCAACCUCUGGAUUCCACCAACGACAAAGACGACGACAACACAAUAAGAACUGGCACGUUAUGGAGCACGAUUGCACAUAUCAUAACAGCGGUGAUUGGCUCCGGUGUAUUGUCGCUGGCUUGGAGCACGGCGCAGCUUGGUUGGAUCGGAGGUCCGGUUGCGUUGUUCUGCUUUGCGUUUGUGACGUACGUCUCUGCCACUCUUAUGUCAGAUUGCUACCGGUCACCUGAUCCGAUCACCGGAGCUAGAAACCGGUCUUUUACAGAUGCUGUCAGAGUUAUCCUCGGUGAAAAACAAGCAUGGAUAUGCGGUUUGCUUCAGUAUGUGAGCUUUUAUGGAACUGGGAUUGCUUAUGUGGUGACAACAGCGACGUGUAUGAGGGCGAUUCGUAAAUCGGGUUGCUAUCAUACACAAGGACACGAUGCUGAUUGCGACUACAGAGGCAACAUUUACAUGUUGUUGUUCGGAGUGGUGGAGGUUGUAAUGUCACAGAUACCGGAUUUCCAUAGCAUGGUGUGGGUGUCUGUUGUUGCAGCGGCGAUGUCGUUUUGCUACGCUUCUAUUGGUUUCGGGCUUGGUUGUGCUCAAGUUAUUGAAAAUGGUAAGAUCGCCGGGAGCAUCACCGGAGCUCCGGCUGCUAGUGUAGCUCACAAAUUAUGGAUAACUUUUCAAGCACUUGGGGACAUAGCAUUCGCGUAUCCAUAUGCUAUUAUCCUUUUAGAAAUUCAGGAUACUGUGAAGUCACCACCAGCGGAGAACCAGGUUGCAAAAAGGGCAUCGGCGAUUGCGAUUCUGUUGACGACUUUUUUCUACCUUGGAUGUGGAUGCUUUGGAUAUGCAGCCUUUGGGAACGAUACACCUGGAAAUCUUUUGACAGGAUUUGGAUUUUACGAGCCUUAUUGGCUUGUCGACUUUGCAAAUGCAUGCAUUAUAAUACAUCUGAUCGGAGGAUAUCAACUAUUCAGCCAGCCAGUAUUUGCGUUUUCCGAGAGAUGGUUCACCGGAAAGUUCCCCAACAGUGGAUUUCUGACGAAAUUUUAUGAACUGAAGCUGCCAUUAUUGCCGGCUUUUCGAUUAAAUCUGUUCAGGCUAUGUUUCAGAACAGCCUACGUGGCAUCAACCACCGGAAUUGCGUUGGUGUUUCCAUACUUCAAUGAGAUUUUGGGUGUGUUAGGAGCAUUGAACCUGUGGCCAUUGGCCAUAUAUUUUCCGGUGGAGAUGUAUAUAGUGCAACGAAGGGUGGAAUCUUGGAGCAGAAAGUGGGUGGUUCUUGAAAUAUUCAGUGGCGUUUUGAUGGUGGUGUCGGUGGUGGCUCUGGUUGGAUCCGUAGCUGGACUCAUUGAAGCAAAAUCGAAGUAGCUGAAAUCGAGUAACCUCAUUAUAGUAAAUCAAUUUCAUAGGUUUAGAUGCAUAUUUAUAAAUGAAAAGAAAAUUGUUAGAUGCAUAUUUAUGUGCUUUUUCCAAUGAAAAUUAUAUAUUUUGGGCCUA